Aaosphaeria arxii CBS 175.79 is the source of this 3217-nucleotide messenger RNA. RefSeq lists its product as uncharacterized. NCBI's taxonomy places the organism in Eukaryota, Fungi, Ascomycota, Dothideomycetes, Pleosporales. Bases 169 to 2724 code for a protein of 851 amino acids. Gene Ontology annotation, molecular function: translation initiation factor binding; translation initiation factor activity; RNA binding. Gene Ontology annotation, biological process: translational initiation. Gene Ontology annotation, cellular component: eukaryotic translation initiation factor 3 complex. The transcript has 4 exons. The record is from RefSeq and is a predicted model, not a curated record.
GGCGAGUCGCGCCCCACGGUACUUUUCGCUUUUGCAGGAAACUUACAAAAGCCCUCCCACCCUCACAAACCCCCCAGCGUUAAUCGCCCCAGAGGUCGCCCCGCCCGCGAGACAGUAUCUAAUUUUUCGUUGCCAGUCCCGGCCGUACGUUACGAAAAAUCGCCCAAGAUGUCCCGCUUUUUCACCGCCAGCGACAGCUCCAGCGAGGAGUCCUCGGAGGAGGAGCUUUACAGCGAGGAGGAGGAAUCCCAGGAGGAGGAAUCCGAAGAGGAGUCUGAGGAGGACUCGGAUGACGACGACUCUGACUCGUCUGGCUCUGAGACCGGUGCAAAUCGUUUCUUGAGGGAUGCCAGCGAGAGCGAGGAGAGUGAUGACGAGGACCGGGUGAAGAGCUUGAAGAGCGCAAAGGACAAGCGAUUCGAAGAGUUGAACAACACAAUCGGCGCUAUGAACAACGUGUUGAAGAUUAACGACUGGGCCGCCGUUUCAACUGAGUACGACAAGUUGCAGCGUCUUAUCCCCAACUUGAUCAAGCAGAACGAUGGAAAGGUGCCAAAGCCGUACAUCAAGGCUGUCGCUGAUCUUGAGGGUACCGUUACCGAGACCAUCGAGAAGCAGAAGGUCACCCCGAAGAAGAUGAACGCCAUCAACACCCGAGGUCUGAAUGCCGUUCGCCAGAAGAUCCGGAAGAACAACAAGGACUAUGCCAAGGACAUCGAUGCGUACAAGGCCGAUGAGGACGCAUUCAUGGUCGAGGAAGUUGAGGACAAGCCCGCGGUUAAGAAGCCCAAGAAGUCCGACACUAGCAUCCCAAUCAACGCUGUCCAGGCGGAUGAUGAGGGUGAUUUCAUUGAGGUCCGUUCCGGAAGGGCUGUUCAGUAUACUCCUGAGAGCAUUCUCAAGCAUCUUCGAUCAAUCGUCGAACAGAGAGGACGUAAAAACGCCGACAGAACGGAGCACAUCCGAACACUUGAGAAACUCUUCGAGGUUGCCAUAAACGACUACCAAAAGGUCCGAGUUCUCCUUACGGUCAUCUCGACACGAUUCGACUUGACUUCUGGUACCGGAUCCCAGAUGGCUCAGGAACAGUGGAAGCUUGCGGCCUCGGAAUUCGAGAAGCUCCUUCAGCUGCUAGAGAACUCCAAGGAGAUUGUCGUUGUUGACAAUGCCGAGGAGUGGGAGGAUGACGAGAAGCUCCCCACCAUCACACCCGGCGAGACCUUCCGCGUCCCUGGCAGCAUCGUAUCAUACGUCGAAAGACUUGACGACGAACUUACUCGAUCCCUACAACACAUUGAUCCUCACACUGCCGAGUACGUCGAGCGGUUGACAGACGAGGGCUACCUUUACACCAUUUUGGUGCGCACAUUGGCGUACGCAGAGACUCUCAAGAAGAAUGAGAAGCUUGAGUACUCGCAAGAUUCCCUCAACCGGAUCGUGAUGCGACGAUUGGAGCACGUCUACUUCAAGCCAUCCCAAGUUGUGGAGAUCCUUGAAGCCAACACAUGGAAGGCCCUCCCAGCUAGCCUCAACUCCGAUAUCACCCCACGCUCCGAAUCCACCGAGCCCACUUCCUUUGUCCAGACUCUCUGCACAUAUCUCUUCGGUCACAGCGAGGGCAUCAUCCGUGCACGAGCAAUGCUGUGCCAGAUCUACUUCCUCGCACUCCACGACCAGUACUACAAGGCUCGUGACAUGAUGCUCAUGUCUCACUUGCAAGAGACCAUCAGCAACUUCGACGUUAACACUCAGAUCCUCUUCAACCGUGCUCUCGUCCAGGUUGGUCUCUGCGCUUUCCGCUCUGGUCUCGUCUACGAGGCCCAGACCUCGCUCCAGGAGAUCUGUGGUAGCAACAGGCAGAAGGAACUCCUCGCCCAAGGUCUUCAGAUGCAGCGAUACUCCCAGAUUUCGCCCGAGCAGGAACGCCUCGAGCGCCAGCGCCAGCUUCCCUUCCACAUGCACAUCAACCUCGAGCUUCUUGAGUGUGUCUACCUCACCUGCUCCAUGCUUCUCGAGAUCCCUCUCCUCGCCCAGAUCGGCUCUUCUCCCGACAUCCGGAAACGCGUCAUCAGCAAGACCUACCGCCGUCUCUUAGAGUACCAUGAGCGCCAGAUCUUCACCGGACCCCCAGAGAACACUCGCGACCACGUGAUGCAAGCCUCCAAGGCCCUCUCUGCGGGUGAGUGGAGGAAGUCGGCCGACUUCAUUAACUCCAUCAAGAUCUGGGACCUGAUGGUCGACUCUGCCAAGAUCAAGGAGAUGCUCUCCUCCCAGAUCCAAGAAGAAGGUCUGCGAACCUACCUCUUCACCUACGCACCCUUCUAUGACACCCUCGCCCUCGAGACGCUCGCCGACAUGUUCGAGCUCCCCGUCCGCAAGGUGCAAGCCAUCGUCAGCAAGAUGAUCUCGCACGAAGAGCUCGCCGCCGCCCUCGACCAAGUCAGGUCGGCCAUCAUCUUCCGCAAGGGCGUCGAGCUGUCUCGCCUGCAGAGUCUGGCACUCAGCCUCAGCGACAAGGCAUCCGGCCUCAUCGAGUCCAACGAGAAGACCCUCGAGCAGCGCACAGCAGGCACAAGCAACGCCUUCGAGCGACAAGGCCACCAAGGCGGCCGUGGCGGACGCGGAGGCAGGGGUCGUGGAGGCGGCGCCAGGGGCGGCGGCGGUCGUGGCGGAAGGAACCAGCAGUUCACCGGCGGUGCUCUCGGACGUGCUAUCCAGGCUUAAGAGAUCGGCUAGCAUCUCUGACAGGAGUCUGUGUGUGGUUUUUCCCCCCCUUACAAUUUUUCUUUCUGGCAUUUUGGGGUUUUUUUCUCGAAUCGAAAUAGAGAAGAGAUGAAAGACGAUGAUGAUGAAACAAACUCCUCGUGUGUGUACAUGCGUGUCUUAAUCCCCAUCACAGCGUCCCCGACAACGGGGCAGUUGUUUUCGUUCACGCUCACCUGGUCAUCUUUGUUUUGUUUUUUCCUUUGUGUCUAUUCCCAAGAUGAGAAUCAUGUUAAGCAGGUACCUACCUAGCUUCGAAUACGAAGCAGGCUGGACGGUAGUUGAGAAGGAAACGCAGGAGAGAAAGGGAGACUGUGUAUGUAUGGGAAAUGACAACCGGGCAAAAGGAAAGUAAAUGAAAGGGGGUGGCAUCCAUGAAAAUGGGAAACAAGUGAUGGAUUGGAAUUGGAAUCGAGAGGAAUAUGAAAUAAAAGAUCUUUUUUUUACGUUACAU